AGACUUAUCGUGGCACACGUUCAAAGUGUCUUUGUACGUCUAGAAAUCAAGCACCAUGCUAUCGUGUGCCCAAACAUCAUCCCUUGGCCAUUAAAUUAAAUCUUUGUUUUCGGGCAUAUAAAUAAGGGUCUUUGGUGGCAAUCUUGGUCCUUAGCACUGAAACCCACCAAAGCCUAGCAUCUGCUAGCUAGCUUUGUGCCUUGGGAUGAAUCCAAAGAGAUAUUGAUGCCAAAAUGAGUGGGUAGAUAAAGGAGAGUAAAAGGUUAGGUAGCCUGGAAACAAACAAGUGGUAGUGAGAAGAUGUUGUCUAGUGAUGAUAAAAGGACUAUGCAAUCUGGCUCUUGUUCUGCUUCCAGAUUUGCCUCUUCUUGGUGGCUUAGAAGUUGCAUUUCUUCAUGUUCUUCAGAAAAAAGGGAACCAUCCCACGGAAAGCUUUCUAAGUCUGCUGCUGAAUCACCAGCUACCAACCCCAGGAAGCACCUCGGAGGAUGGAAGGCCAUAACUUUUAUUUUAGGGAAUGAAACGUUUGAGAGGUUAGCAGUGUUUGGAUUGUUCGCAAAUUUUACAGUGUAUCUGACAAGAGAGCUUCACUUGGAGUUAGUUUAUGCUUCUAACGUUGUCAACAUAUGGUUUGGGAUCACCAACUUUGCUCCCUUGGUUGGUGCCUUCAUUUCUGAUGCCUACGUUGGUCGCUUCAAGACCAUUGCUUUUGCUUCCUUUGCUUCUCUUUUGGGGAUGGUCGUGGUGACUUUAACAUCAUGGUUACCACAACUGCAUCCUCCACCUUGUACAACCCUGCAAAACGCAUCAGGUCAAUGUGUUAGAGCAAGCAAUUCCCAAAUUGGUGUGCUGUUUUUGGGACUUUGCUUUCUGACCAUAGGCUCUGCUGGGGUAAGGCCAUGUAGUAUACCAUUUGGUGUUGACCAAUUUAAUCCAACUACAGAGGAAGGGAAGAAAGGGAUCAAUAGCUUCUUUAAUUGGUACUACACAACAUUUACAGUGGUAUUGUUGUUCACUCAAACAGUGGUGGUCUAUAUCCAAGACUCUGUGAGCUGGAAGUUAGGCUUUGGGAUACCAACAUUGUGCAUGUUCUGCUCCAUAAUCAUGUUCUUUGUUGGAACAAGGUUUUAUGUUCAUGUGAAGGCAGAAGGAAGCAUUUUUUCUGGUAUUUUCCAAGUUCUAGUGGCUGCCUAUAGAAAGAGAGAAGCCAAGCUUCCAAGUGAGGAGAAGGUAGAUGGAGUUUUCUAUGAUCCACCAUUGACGGGGACAGUUUCUUAUUCAAAGCUUCCUUUAACCAAACAAUUCGGGGCUUUGAACAAAGCUGCUCUAAUAAUGGAGGGUGAGCUAAACCCAGAUGGGAGCAGAGUAAAUCAAUGGAAACUUGUGAGCAUCCAGCAAGUAGAAGAGACUAAAUGCUUAGCAAGAAUUUUCCCAAUCUGGGCAGCAGGGAUCCUAAGUCUCACUUCCAUGGCACAACAAGGAACAUUCACUGUAUUACAAGCCAUGAAAAUGAACAGACACUUAGGACCCAAUUUCCAAAUCCCACCUGGUUCACUUGUAGUCAUAUCAUUAAUUACCAUAGGUUUGUGGCUCCCUCUCUAUGACCGAUUAAUAGUACCAAAACUUAGGAAAAUGACUAAGCACGAAGGGGGCAUCACACUCCUCCUAAGAAUUGGAAUUGGCAUGGUGUUCUCUAUUUUAUCUAUGGUUGUGGCUGGCUUGGUUGAAAAAGUGAGAAGGGACUCAGCAAAUUCAAAUCCAAAUCCAAUUGGAAAUGCUCCCAUGUCAGUCUUCUGGCUAGCCCCACAAUUGAUCCUAAUGGGUCUAUGCGAGGCCUUCAAUAUAAUUGGACAAAUUGAGUUCUUCAAUAGGCAAUUUCCUGAGCAUAUGAGAAGCAUUGGUAAUUCCUUGUUUUCUUGUUCUUUUGCUGCUGCAAACUAUGUUAGUAGCAUACUAGUGAACAUUGUUCAUCAUGCAACAAGAACACAUAGCCACCCAGAUUGGUUGACAAAUGAUAUAAAUGCUGGGAGGAUAGACUACUUUUACUACCUCAUAGCAGGGUUAGCGACCUUGAACAUGGUUUUUUUUAUUUAUGUUGCUAGAAGAUAUCAGUACAAGGGGAGUGUGGAUGUCCAAGAUAAACCUCUUGAUGUGGAGUUAGGCUCUCACAAUGCCUAAAAGAAUGAUAAAGAUCCUACUAUUAUGUAUGUAUGAAGACAUUGCAUAAUUAAAUAAAUUGGAAAGAGCUUUCUUUUCUGAUAAUUAUAUUUAAAUAAAAUAUUUUACAUGUUUUCGUGCUUUC
Molecule: messenger RNA, 2302 nt
Organism: Abrus precatorius (Indian licorice)
Lineage: Eukaryota; Viridiplantae; Streptophyta; Magnoliopsida; Fabales; Fabaceae
Product: protein NRT1/ PTR FAMILY 2.13-like
Exons: 4
Coding region: 301-2178 (625 amino acids)
Biological process (GO): transmembrane transport
Cellular component (GO): plasma membrane
Molecular function (GO): transmembrane transporter activity
Source: RefSeq, a predicted model, not a curated record